This is a messenger RNA of Aedes albopictus (Asian tiger mosquito), 3159 nucleotides long. RefSeq lists its product as uncharacterized. Gene Ontology annotation, molecular function: oxidoreductase activity; FAD binding; iron ion binding. NCBI's taxonomy places the organism in Eukaryota, Metazoa, Arthropoda, Insecta, Diptera, Culicidae. The record is from RefSeq and is a predicted model, not a curated record. The transcript is spliced from 5 exons. The coding region runs from base 120 to 3158 and encodes 1012 amino acids.
AUAAGUCAUCGACAAAGGAAGUAAUCCAUAAAAUUAGUGGUGAUGGGAAACAGUGGUAUAAAGUGUACCAAAUUACACAAAUUUUCGAAUGUUUUGAAAGAAUUGGAAACAGGCCUUAUAUGUUAGUAGCUGGUAACACUGCUCAUGGAGUAUAUCGACGAAAUGAAAAUUUGGAAGUUUUCAUUGAUAUAAGCUCAGUUGACGAGCUUCGUCAGCAUCGAAUUGGAUUGGACCUGACUAUUGGAGCCAACGUUACGCUGCAUGAGUUCUUAAGUAUUUUGGAGCAUGCAACGCUUGGCAACAUAAGAUUCCAGUAUAUGAAGAAACUCAUCCAGCAUGUACGACUUGUGGCCAAUCACUUAGUACGAAAUGCAGGAACGCUAGCAGGAAACCUCAUGAUAAAGCACGAGCAUCCCGAGUUCCCUUCAGAUCUAUUCCUCUUAUUGGAAACUGUAGGAGCAAGACUCGUUAUCCUGACCGAGGAUCUACCAACUACCUUAACUCCCUACGAAUUUCUUAAAGUUAAAAUGUCGAAGAAGGUUAUCCAAAGCAUUAUUCUUCCUUCACUGGACCCCACUCAGUAUACUUUUAAAUCAUUCAAAGUUAUGCCCGUCACUCGAAACAAUCGGGCCUACGUCAAUGCUGGUUUUCUCUUAAAGUUUUGUAGGUCAAGUGAGGUUAUUGAAUCAGCAACCAUAUGCUUUGGUGGCAUAAAUCCUUCGUUUGUUCAUGCUUCAAAAACUGAAGAUUUCCUAAUUGGUAAAUCGCUUUUUAGCAAUGAAACUCUUCAAGGAGCCCUGCACGAGCUCUCUGAGGAAAUUCAGCCAGACUGGGUGCUUCCGGAUGCCUCUCCGGAGUAUCGAAAAAAUUUGGCCUUAUCGUUGUUCUACAAAUUCAUCCUAAGCAUUGCACCUGAAAGUUCCAUCGUACUGAAUGCUCGUUACAAGAGCGGAGGCACUACUCUGGAACGUCCUCUGUCUUCGGGCAAACAGAGCUACGACACUUAUCCAAGUAAAUGGCCUCUCACUCAGUACACACCAAAACUGGAAGGUUUGGCACAAACAUCCGGAGAAGCAGAAUACGUCAAUGAUAUACCGAAGAUGCCAAAUGAGUUGCAUGCCGCUUUCGUGUUGGCUAAUGAGAUUCAAAGCCGAAUCAUAAAGAUAGACGCUUCGAAUGCGCUGAAACUUGAUGGAGUUGUCGCAUUCUUCUCAGCUAAGAAUAUCCCAGGAAUAAACAAUUUCAUGCCUCUAGAAUUUGGCAACCGGGAAAUUGAAGAAAUUUUCUGUAGUGGGGAAAUAGCAUUCCAUGGACAGCCCGUUGGAAUAAUAGUCGCUAAUACGUUUGAGCUGGCUAACUUUGCUACUAAAUUGGUUGAAGUCAGCUAUGAAAGGAUUGCUAACAACCCGAUUUAUAAAACACCGAAAGAAGUUAUCAGAGCAGCAGCGCAAGAUCGUAUCAUCAAUCAAAAAUUUGAUCGUUAUGGAAAAAAGUACGGAGCGGCUUCAGAAGGCUACAUUCAGAUUAAGGGGCAGAUGGAACUUGGAGGACAGUACCAUUACUCGAUGGAGACGCAAACUUGUUUCUGUGUUCCCAUUGAAGAUGGAAUGGAUAUCUACGCCUCUUCGCAAAGUACCAAUUUCAUGUUGGCUGCAGUUUCCCAAGCUUUAAACGUCCAGGAAAACUCCCUAAACAUCAGCGUGCGACGCGUGGGUGGAGCUUAUGGUGCAAAAUCAACCAGAGCUCCACAGAUAGCUUGCGCUUGCGCUUUGGCGGCUCAUCUUUUGCAGAAACCCGUCCGCAUGCUACUGCCGUUGGAAACCAAUAUGUCAGCCAUUGGAAAACGAACAGGAGCAUUUUCAGACUAUGUUGUCCAUGUUGAUAGAAACGGAAAGAUCAAUAAGUUAACAAAUACUUACACACAUGAUGGUGGAGCAAUUUUGAACGAGCCUUUGGCAUUCCUGACUAGUGACUUGUUCAAAAACUGCUAUCGAACUGACACUUGGGGAUUGAUUGGUAAUAUGGCACGGACAGAUGUUGCUACCAACACCAUUUGCCGCGCACCAGGAACUAUGGAAGGCAUCUCAAUGGUGGAGAAUAUCAUGGAACAUAUUGCGCAUGUCACUCGAAAGGAUCCCUUGGAAGUCCGUAUGCAAAAUAUCUCUAAACAAAACAGAAUGCAUGAAUUGCUACCCAAGUUUAGAAAAGACGUAGAUUUCGAUGAACGCAGAAACACCGUGGACAUGUUCAACAUACAAAACCGUUGGCGCAAACGUGGAAUAGCGAUCAUCCCAAUGGAGUACCCGAUGGAGUACUCGGGCACUCUGAAUGCCUUGGUUUCCGUUUACCACAUGGAUGGGUCCGUUGCUAUUACUCAUGGAGCUAUUGAGAUGGGCCAAGGAGUCAACACAAAAGUGGCUCAAGUAGCAGCUCAUAUCUUGGGUAUACCUCUGACAAAGAUUUCUGUCAAACCCAGUACCACGUUGACGUCACCAAACUGUGCUCCAACAGUUCACAGUAGAACAAGCGAGAACGCUGCUUUUGCCGUGAAACGAUGCUGCGAAACCAUUCUGGAUCGACUUCGCCCCAUACGUCAGGCAAACCGUACGGCAUCCUGGGAAGAGAUCGUAAACCGAGCCUUCGUUACAAAUAUUGAUCUGACCGCUUCUUACUACUAUGAACCAGCCGAUCUCAAGGCGUACGUUAUCUGGGGCUUGGCCUGCGCCGAAGUCGAAGUGGAUAUACUCACCGGUAACAUUCAGGUUUCGCGAGUCGAUAUUAUGGAAGAUGUUGGCGAGAGUAUGAACCCGGGAAUCGAUGUCGGUCAAGUGGAGGGUGCUUUCAUUAUGGGAUUGGGUUAUUAUCUUACAGAAGCAUUGGUUUAUGAUCCGACGAAUGGAGCCUUGGCCAACAAUCGUACUUGGAACUACAAGAUACCGGGGGUGCAUGACAUCCCAAUUGAUUUCCGUGUUCAGUUUCUCAAGGGGAGCUCUAACCCCUAUGGUGUUUUACGGUCUAAGGCGGUUGCAGAACCAGCACUCAGCAUGAGUCCAGUAUUGACGUAUGCGUUGCGCUAUGCAUUGCGCUCGGCUAGGAAAGAUGCUGGGCUACCAGAUGAUUGGAUUCCGAUAGGUAAACUGAAGAUGAUUAUAAAAUGAU